Messenger RNA from Ilex paraguariensis (yerba mate), 1787 nucleotides. NCBI's taxonomy places the organism in Eukaryota, Viridiplantae, Streptophyta, Magnoliopsida, Aquifoliales, Aquifoliaceae. The record is from the annotation of a GenBank genome assembly.
AUGGAGGAGAGCGAUGAGCUGAAGAGGAAAACUAGAGCAGCGUCAAUGGCUACCGUAGAAAAUUCUAAGUCUGACAUUGCUGCGACCAAUAAUUCAUCUAAAGCCAGAGAAGAAGGCGAGCUCUCUUCGUCUGACGAGGGCAGUACAUUGAAGCAUUAUACUGAGAAUAGUUGCCAGGAAAUGCCAAGUUCUGAGCACAUAAAAGCAGCACAUGGACCUAAUUUGUUGAUGAGCAGUGAUUUUCAUGAAAUCAGAUCUAGUGGCAAGGCACUUAAGCCCACAUCGGAUGAUACAUAUCAGUCCUGCUCUUUCCAUGUUCCAGAUAACAACCUAGAGACCUCAAAUGCAUCACUAAAGAAUGCAAGCAUAGGGAAUUGUUUGGGUAAGAUAAACAUGUCAGGUAAUCACAGCAUGGAUAUACAAGCAAUAUUGGACAUUGAGGAAAUGCAAGACAAGGAGCUGGAGGAAGCACAAGAGCACCGACGCAAGUGCGAAGUUGAGGAAAGAAACGCUUUUAAAGCUUAUCGGAAGGCCCAGAGGGCUUUGAUUGAGGCUGAUGCUAAAUGCUCUUAUCUCUAUCGUAGACGGGAACUAUAUUCAACCCAUUUUCGAACAUGUAUGAUGGAGGAUUCAAGUUUGUUCUGGUCACUGAGGCCGCAGAAUCAUGUUGGAGGUGGGCUAAAUUCGUUAAAUAGCAGAUCAGAAGUUAAUACACAUUCUGUACCCACAUCAAGUCAUCAAAUGCAGGCUGAAUUUGAUGCUUAUGAUCAAUGCCAAAAUGAUUUAAAUAUCCAAUCUGUGACCGGUGCCCUUCAAAGUUUGUCUGAUCGGUAUGUGGAAGGUCAAAAUAUGGCUCCUGAUCCAUGCAGUGAGCCUGAUGCUAGUACAUCAGAUCCUCUUAAAGACAAUAGUGUCGCUGAUGUUUUUUGCUCUCCCUCCGAUGAUGUAGACAUAUUGGCAGAUGAGGAUGAGGAGACAGUUUCAUUUGACCAUAAAUCAGGUCAAUUCAAUAUAGACCAUCAGAAAGAAGAAGAAAUUUAUGAAGAACGGAUAAAGGACACAAAUGACAGACCAAAAAGAAGUUUUUCUAUUGAUAGCUGUCAGGAUUCUUUGCUUCUUGAAGCCGCCUUGAGGUCUCAACUAGUCUCAAAACUAGGAAAGAAAUCGUUGUUGGAAAAGAGGGGCCCAAAUGGGAGCAUGGAACCUGCAGUUGAAGGAGGGCCUGAAAAUGAUGAUGUCAGGGGGAAAACGGAGAAGAAUUUAGGGGACAUAUCAUUCUCUGAGGCGGAGAAAGAUCGAUGUUCUGAUCUUGAAGGUAGCACUGUCUUUUAAAGAAGUUUUUUAAGAGUCAGUUUUUUGGUAUCUUCCUCUUAAGAUUUAUUCAGCUAGUGGUUUAAAAGGAUAUAGAGUUCAGAGAUCUACUGAGAUGUUGAGAUGAAAUCUAUCAAUCAUAUGGUCCUUUGAUUUGUUUACAUUUUUCUUGAUAUAAAUUCGACAGUGUCUCUGCUGGGUCAACAUAAAAAUAAGUUGUUUUUUGGUCUUGUCUGCUCCUCGCAGUGUCUGGAUGAAAGAGAUUAGAGCACUUCACAUGCCUUUUUUUGUGUUGUCUUCCUCUGUAGCAUUAAUUUCCUUUCUGUUAGCUUACAGCAAUUUUUUUUGUCUGAGAUCCCUGUCUUGAACAACAGAGGCUGCUGCAUUGAGAAAUCUUGCUUUAUUAAGCAUCUCUUUAUAUUACUAAUCCCUGAGACGGUUGUUUUCUGUGCAAGGUCACCAAUCAGCUAUAUUUU